Molecule: messenger RNA, 1385 nt
Organism: Priapulus caudatus
Lineage: Eukaryota; Metazoa; Priapulida; Priapulimorpha; Priapulimorphida; Priapulidae
Product: DNA-binding protein MNB1B-like
Exons: 7
Coding region: 106-870 (254 amino acids)
Source: RefSeq, a predicted model, not a curated record
AAUCGAGUUACUCCAGCAGCCAGUGUAGUUAGAGGAGCCUUGUCUAAUCUACUGUGCACUCGGGAAAAUUGAAAUCUGUGUCAACAGCCUCUAGCUCUAGGAAUAAUGGCAUCCAAGGAAGAUACCAAAUUAAAGGCAACGAGGCCUGUGCUUGCAACAACUGGUAAUGAAGGUAAGGCGAAAAGAAAAAGGAAAGCAAAGGAUCCAAAUGCACCGAAGAGAGGCUCUAGUGCCUAUCUGUUCUUCAUGAAGGCGUUCCGUGAGCAGCUGGCCAGUGAAGGAACAAAGAUGUCAUCGAUGACAGAGCUGACGAAGGUGGCGGCGGAGAAGUGGUCGAAACUAAGCGAAGAGCAGAAGAAGCCGUUCAGUGAUCAGGCAGCAAAGGAUAAAGCACGCUACCAGGAAGAGAUGAAGUUGUACCGGCCAAGCAGGGACCCAAAUAAGCCAAAGCGUCCGUUGUCGGCAUAUUUCCGAUUCAUGGCCGAGUUUAGAAAACAGGUGGCUGACAAAGGCAUGUCAGUGACUGAUAUUGCAAAGCUUGGUGGAGCCACAUGGACAGCGAUGACUGAAUCAGAAAAAAAACCGUACCGAGAUUCGCUGGAAGUCGACAUGAAAAUCUUCAAUGAGGUCAAUAAUACUCCGGGAGUCGGGAAGAGAGGAGAAGGGGAUCGGGGACCGGUUCAGCAAGUGAAAAAGGCAAAGGUAGAGAAGAAGCCGGAGUCUUCCGAGGAGGAGCAGGAGUCGGACGAGGAAGCCCCUCUCGUGGUCACCUCACAACGCAGUCAUCACUCUCAUUCAUCCCAGAAGUCCCAGAAGGGGUCAUCCCAGGGCAGGACUGGCAGUCAGGGUGCAGUGAAGGCUUCGCAGUAACCGAACGUCGGCGAUAGACAACCAAGAUUGCAAGCAGUAACGACGGAGCUAUUUGUACUUUGCGUAUAACAGUCACAAGACGUUAGUUUAUAGUUGUGAGAGAAUGAAAUGGUGUUUGUUUCACGACUCGCGAUAUGCGGUAGUUAAGUGCGUUUCAUUGGGGGACGAUGCUCCUUUUGCGGUCGACAAUGUAAUAAAUUUUUUAAUACUAAUUUCUCCCAGAAAUUUGCUAGCACUGGGCAAGAUGAAGUGUGGUGUGUAGGUAUCUCUUACAAUCCGUUUGACUGACAACAGCUAACGUCUGCAGAAAGAAUGCUACAUCUAAACAGUCACAAUGUAAAGAUAUGAUGCAAGAAAAUUCCAUAGUUACUUCCAGUUGAAUGGUGGCAGAAAUAUUUGCUUUAAAACGCGUGUUCAUGCACACACAUUGAUACUAUUCUGUAUUUAACGUGCAUGUUAAUGUUUACUGUUUUGAUAGGUUGCAUUUUAUACAUAAAAACGUGAAAAACCCACAA